Molecule: messenger RNA, 1862 nt
Organism: Cyprinodon tularosa
Lineage: Eukaryota; Metazoa; Chordata; Actinopteri; Cyprinodontiformes; Cyprinodontidae
Gene: sox3
Product: SRY-box transcription factor 3
Exons: 1
Coding region: 208-1110 (300 amino acids)
Biological process (GO): regulation of DNA-templated transcription; anatomical structure morphogenesis; cell differentiation
Molecular function (GO): DNA-binding transcription factor activity, RNA polymerase II-specific; RNA polymerase II cis-regulatory region sequence-specific DNA binding
Source: RefSeq, a predicted model, not a curated record
GAGAACAAGUUUACAGACUUGUGUUUGAGAGCCGAGAGGAUCUGAGCUGCUCUGAGCGGACACAAACCAGAGGCACCUGCGCACACUUGCUGCUCCAGGCAGAACUUUCCGACCUCUUUGACUUUUUUUUUUCUUAGAGAGGGUUUGUGAACUUUUAUUUAUUUAUUUUUUUCAUGUGCGUGUGAGAGAUCUACAGAAGUCGUCUUAAUGUAUAACAUGAUGGAAACCGAGAUCAAGACCCCGCUCCCGCAGUCCAACUCGGGCUCGGCGCCGGGCGCAAAGAACAGCAGUGCCAGCGACCAGGAGCGGGUGAAGAGGCCGAUGAACGCUUUCAUGGUCUGGUCCCGGGGACAGAGAAGGAAGAUGGCCCAAGAAAACCCCAAAAUGCACAACUCUGAAAUCAGCAAGCGGCUUGGCGCAGACUGGAAACUUCUGACAGACGCCGAAAAAAGGCCGUUCAUUGACGAGGCCAAGCGUUUACGCGCAAUGCACAUGAAGGAACACCCGGAUUAUAAAUACCGGCCCCGCAGGAAGACCAAGACCUUGCUCAAGAAAGACAAGUAUUCUCUGCCUGGAGGGCUGCUGGCGCCAGGAGCCAACCCCGUCAACAACUCUGUGUCGGUGGGCCAGCGGAUGGACGGUUACGCGCACAUGAACGGCUGGACGAACAGCGCGUAUUCCCUGAUGCAGGACCAGCUGGCCUACCCUCAGCAUCACAGCAUGAACAGCCCGCAGAUCCAACAGAUGCACCGGUACGAAAUGGCCGGCCUUCAGUACCCGAUGAUGUCCUCGGCGCAGACCUACAUGAACGCGGCGUCCACCUACAGCAUGUCUCCAGCUUACACGCAGCAGAGCAGCAGCGCCAUGGGGCUGAGCUCCAUGGCGUCCGUGUGCAAGACGGAACCCAGCUCACCCCCGCCGGCCAUCACGUCCCACUCUCAGCGGGCGUGUUUGGGGGACCUGAGGGACAUGAUCAGCAUGUACCUGCCCCCCGGCGGGGACAGCGCAGAGCAUUCCUCCCUGCAGAGCAGCCGGUUACACAGCGUCCAUCCACACUAUCAGAGCGCAGGGACUGGCGUCAACGGGACGCUACCUCUCACCCACAUCUGAAGAAAAAAAAAAAAAAUAAUUAAUAGACUUUCAAAAUGUUCUUCGGAUACUUGAACUUUUCUCGGUUGCUGCAGCGAAACGUUCAGCAGAUUCGUUCAAGAACAAUUUGAUCUGAAAUCCCUGACGCGUCCGUUUGAUGAACUUUAAAUGGACCGAAACUGAACGCUGAGCCCAACUCCACAGAGGCUUUUUUUUGUUUUUCAUCACAAAGUAGAAGCAAUCAACAUGUGUAGAAGAAUUGGACUUCUAUAUUUUAAAUAAAUGCCAUAUUUUCUCGCUUUGAAAAAAGGCAUGUGGACUCAUGAAGGGGCUGGUGUAUUUCAGAAAAUAAGUUGGAUGGACACUCUGUUCAUAAAUGUUUACACUUAAUUUGUAGGAUGUCAGUCGUCUCCACUGUGUUCACAGCCUUUGUAGAUUCCCCUUUUUUUUCUUUUAUUUUUUAUUUCUUCCCCAACAUGAACUAGGUUAAAUAAAAUGUUAAAACUGUGCCGGUCGCAAACGCAAGUUUUAUUUAUAGCAAUUUUUUUUUUUUUUUCCUUUAAUAGCUUGUGCAACCAGAUGUUUUGUCAUGUGAAAAUAUUCAACAUUUUUUUUGUAAAUCUGUUUUUGUUCUGUGAUGUUCUUUUUUUUGACAGAGUCAUGUUUACUCAUUUAUCCUGAACGAAAAAAAAGGUUUAUUUAAACUGACGUUUCUACGUAUUUUAAGACCAUCCUCUAUUCUUAAAUGCUGAAUAAAUUUUUAAGAAACGUAA